AUGAGGCAAGCAGGGGCAUAUUCGGGGCUGCAUCAAGGAAGGAUGGGGCCUCAGGCGCUGCCAUUGGCGAGGAUAAAGAAGAUAAUGAAGAGAUCUGGGGAUGACGUCAAGAUGAUAUCAGGUGAAGCUCCCAUUGCUUUUGCCAAAGCUUGUGAGCUCUUCAUUGAAGAGCUCACCAGAAGGUCUUGGCUCAUGACCACUCAGUCCAAACGCAGAACUCUCCUCAAAGACGACGUCGCUUCUGCCGUGAUCGCCACCGACCUCUUCGACUUCUUGAUCUCUUUGGUCACCCACGCUAGUGCCUCAUCUCCCUCUUCUUCCACCAUGCAAUCUUAG
Messenger RNA from Neltuma alba, 336 nucleotides. Its product is annotated as nuclear transcription factor Y subunit C-2-like. Gene Ontology annotation, molecular function: DNA-binding transcription factor activity, RNA polymerase II-specific; RNA polymerase II cis-regulatory region sequence-specific DNA binding; protein heterodimerization activity. Gene Ontology annotation, biological process: regulation of transcription by RNA polymerase II. The coding region runs from base 1 to 336 and encodes 111 amino acids. The transcript has a single exon. Gene Ontology annotation, cellular component: nucleus. Lineage: Eukaryota; Viridiplantae; Streptophyta; Magnoliopsida; Fabales; Fabaceae. The record is from RefSeq and is a predicted model, not a curated record.